AUGCCCGACUCAUCAGACGAGUCAGGCCACGACGGCGUCGGCCUCGUGCAGAACGACGCCUCCGGCUCAGAAUCCUCCGGCAGCGACUCCGGAUCCGAGAAUGCCAACGCCAACGGCACUGGCUUCCUCGACGUCGAAGCCUCCGAAUCGGGCGACAGCGACUCGGACGACUCGUCAGACUCGGACUCGGACGACGAAUCGAUCCUGGGCGAGGGCCGCCAUCGCGCCCCGCGCGCCUUCUUCCCGGAAUUCCGCAGGCUCCCCAUCGAGCUGCGCCAUCGCAUCUGGCAGUUCUUCUGCCCGGACCUCGCCCUCCUCCCGCGCGUCCUCUCCUUCCAGAUGGUCUGCUCGCCGAAGCAGGAUAGCAUCUGGGAGAGCGCGACGCUGGAGAACCAGAUCGCCGCCGCGAGCGCCAUGCUCGCCGUCCACCGCGAGAGCCGGGGGCUCGCCCUGAAGGCCUUCCCAGACACCCUGGCCAUCCGCGAGGGGCGCCGCCUAGUGCGCUUCCACAAACAGAGAGACGUCGUCCACCUCAACGGCCAGAAGAAGACGUGGGAGCACAACAUCAGCGUCCCGGGCUUCUCCGAGAACGUCGUCAACCUGGCCCUCGACACCUCCGAGCUGGACCCCCGCCAGAUGAGGCUGUUCCUCGCGUUCCCCGACCUCAAAAACGUCUUCGACUUCGCCUGGCACAACGACAGACGCAUCCCGCAUAGGCUGCGUUGGUGCGCCUCGGACAAGGUGCACCACUACGAGAUUGAGCAGCUGCGGAAGAACGUCCACUCGGGCGAGGAUCUGCAUUUCGUCUACUGCUGGCCCGACGUCGAAAAACAUCGUGUGUUUGCGGAGAAGCAUGCAGGGCUGGCCGAAGUCUACGAGGCCGCCAUGACGGAGAUCGCCGAGAUCAGGGAGGAGGAUGCGGACUUUAUGGACGACGAGGACGUGGCGCGGCUCGGCGAGAUCGAUUACUGGCAGCUGACGUGCUUCGGCUGGGAUGCCGCAGACCGUUUCGAAGUGUGGCUGGCGAAGCACGGCGUCGCGGAUGGAGACAUACCCGCCGCCACCGAGGACGAUUCUGACAACAACAACAACGACGAAGACGGAUCAGAGGGGUCCGAUGAGUCCGACGACUCAUCCGACCAGAACGAGUAUGAGAGCGACGGCAUCGAUGACGCGACUAUCGAUGGAGAGUCGGGCAACGAGGAUGAGGAUGACGACGACUUGCUGAUCGACCGGCGAGGAGAAAGCGACGACGAGGAAGACGGCGGUGCUUCCGACUUUGGCGGGUUUUCUCCUCCGAGAGACGAAGACGGCGGCAUGUUGAUCGACGGCUCGCCCCCCGCGGCUCACUUCUCGAGUCCCGAACCGGAAUCUGGCGAGGGCCGACCGCAGACGGGCCGCAGACGCGCACGGCAAGUCGCGUCUUCUUCUGGCGAAGAAUCCGGGGAGGAGGAUGAAGAGGCCGGAAACUUGGGGCGCGGCGCAGGCCGACGUGGACCUGUUGUCUUAUCCGACGACGAAGACGAGGAGGACGUCGAGGAGAGGCCAUCACAGAGCACCAGCCGCCGCGGCCGCGUCGUGCUCUCGGACGACGACGAAGACGAAGGAGAAGAAACGCAGGGGGCGAAGACGGCGAGACCUGCCGGGAGGCGUGCCCGAGUGCUCCCUUCAGACGACGAGGACGAGGAUGAAGACGAGGGCGGUGCAGACGUCGGCAACGCCGAGAUCCCCAAAGGCCCGGGCGACUUCGACGACGAUGACGAUGACGAAGGGGGCACAAAUAAAAAGCCUCUGUCCCUCGCGGAAAAGCUCGCCCGCAACCGGCGCGAAAACCCGGUAUCCGAUGCGGAAGAGGAGUCCGAGGAGGAGAGCUCGGAGGAGGAACCAGCGGCAGCGGCGCCGCCCAAGAAGAUGUCGCUGGCCCAGCAACUCAUGACGCACCGCAAGCGGAACCCCAUCGUGUCCGAGUCCGAGGGCGAGUCCGGGGGAAGCGUCGUCGACGAGGACGAGGACGAGGACGAGGAGGACGACGAUGAAGAAGACGACGAGAACGGUAUGUUCAUGAACAUGGCGGACGAGGGCGAGUCCGACGAUGAAGGGGACGAAGACGACUAUUAG
Molecule: messenger RNA, 2118 nt
Organism: Colletotrichum higginsianum IMI 349063
Lineage: Eukaryota; Fungi; Ascomycota; Sordariomycetes; Glomerellales; Glomerellaceae
Exons: 1
Coding region: 1-2118 (705 amino acids)
Source: RefSeq, a predicted model, not a curated record